AUGUCUGCAAGAAGAAUAGACAAUGGCUUAAUCACGGCCAUCGCCAUUGAUAAAGACAAGAACAGCCAACACGCCUUGAAAUGGGCUAUUGAGAACAUUCUUGUCGAUUCUCCUCAUUGUGUCCUUCUCCACGUUCAACCUAAAGAAGGAAACAUAAGACCAUGUUUACAACAUGACAAUCAAGACGAGGAACAGCAGUUGUUUCUUCCUUUCAGAGGAUUCUGCGCUCGAAAAGGAGUUAGUAAUCAUUUCUCAAUCUCCUUAUUGCAGAAAAUCACUUUAUGGUUCAUUACUUACCAUACAAUGGCUUGUCAGAUUAUAGCCAAGGAGGUUGUGCUUCGAGAUAGUGACAUCUCCAAUGCUAUUGUCAACUACAUCACCAACUAUUCCAUUUCAAACAUUGUUGUUGGCUCAUCUGCUCACAAAUCCUUUUUCAAAAAGUUUAAGAGUCCAGACGUGCCCACCACGUUACUUAAAACAGCUCCAGAGACUUGUGCAGUCUUUGUUGUGUCUAAAGCUAAGCUGAAAAAAAGCAAAUCCGCAAGCCAGGCUCAGAAACAUCGUCAUAGACAACAAGAUCUCUCUUCUUUGAUGUAUAAUUAUGAUUCAACGAGCUCCUGUGAUUCAGAGAGACAAUCAUCUCUAUCUGCUCAAUACAACAACUCCAAUUCAUAUUCCUCUCAAUCCUAUUCACCUCGCAUCUCGCCACCACAAUCUCUGAGUGAGUUUUCUCAGUCAGACACUGAGAAUAGCAGUUAUGGUGUGGUCUCAACUAUGACUUCUUACACCAUCUCUCAAAGUUCCACAACCAAAGGAAGCUCCAUCUCUUCUACAUCCAUGGUCAGUAUCAUUACAUUCAAGUAG
This is a messenger RNA of Brassica rapa (field mustard), 864 nucleotides long. RefSeq lists its product as uncharacterized. The record is from RefSeq and is a predicted model, not a curated record. NCBI's taxonomy places the organism in Eukaryota, Viridiplantae, Streptophyta, Magnoliopsida, Brassicales, Brassicaceae.